GGCUGGGUUUCGGUAUCCGUCUGCGCGAGUACACGCUCCUACACACACCUGCACGCCACACUACACACGCAUGCACACACGUACACGACGCGAAGAGCCGAGGACAAGAGAGCCAAGUAAGGCAGAGUGCGUGGAAGGGCAGCCGCGAUUGGGGUGGGCAGCAGGUACACUGUCGGGGCCUGCGAAUGGUGCGCGAUAAUCCGUCAGCCUUUAACCAGAACGUACGAUCCGCGGGGCCAGUGACAACGUUCGAGGGUGUACGCGGCGGGUGAAAUGCGUUUUCUGGACGCGUACCGCAACCGGUCAGCGCGUGUGCCACCCGGAACCGCGAUCGAUCCUCGGGACGAUACGAUCCAGAAACGCGAUGGACGGAACCACCCUCCUGCCGCGGGACAGAUAACGCCGCCGGAAGAACGACAGCGAUCCAGGAUUCAGCAGGAUUAAUCGCGCUCCCGUCCGUUGAACGAUCGCCUAACUCCCUACCGAGCUCCAUCGGAACCGAUUGGCCCCAGUUUCGCGUAGCGAGCGUCCCCGAGCGGACCCGAUUACGAUCGAGGCAGAUCGGUCGCGGCAACAUCGAGCCCAGUGUCCCGCGGCUGAGACGCAACGAUGUGAUCAAGGAUUGCUCGCCAGCCGCGUUCCCCUCUCUAAGGGAUGUUCUCCUCCGCGGGCACCAGCUGCACCGACGCCGAGGAGGACGCCGAGGAUGUGGAGAACGACGUGGCAGGUACCGCGCAGUCGUCUAAUUACUUGCCGUCGGGUAUCCGUGAUAGCGCGCGCGAUCACCUGGAAGGACUGCGGUUAGAUGGGUCAUCGAUCGUGCGUCCACCAGCCAAGGACACAUCCGCGAGCCCAUCGACGUUGUGGUCGGUGCCCCGAUAGAUCAGGACCACCGUCCACCUCGUACCCACCGUCGUCGUCGUCGUCAUUGUCCUCAUUGGGGCGUCGUCUCUCGACGACCGGUCCUCCAACACGACCGGGAUCGCCAGAAGCUGAAGGUGCGAGCUGGCGAAAUCCUAGCACCGUCGGUCCCUGGGCCAGCUUGAUCAGGUGACGACGAACGCGUCCAAUCCCAUCCUAGUCGGCUGUACACGCGAUCCCAGGGUGCUCAACGGUAAUCCUGAUCGAAAGGGAACGGUCGUUGCUCGUCGUCCGAUCCGAUAAUCGUUGCUCCGUACUAUAGAAGACUGAACGUUCCGCAGGAGGAGCCAGGGGGAAUAGACCGUCGCGCGGCUACCGAGUGACCGGUCCGUUUCUUGUUUCUCGUUUCGCGCGCGGAGUAUUGGCCCGGACUAUUGGAUGACCGUGUCGGAGCCUACGCGGGGCUGAAGGUCCCUGGUUCGAUCCGGUUUCUAACGCCGUCGUUGUGAUUCGGACGCUUCACGAUGGUGAACAACCCUCGAGUGAUGACAUUCAGUUAGUGAAGUGCGUCGUUGUCGCGUGUUCGGAGCAGUCCAAAGAGAGCGAGAGCGAGAGAGAGAGAGAGAGAGAGAGAGAGGGAAGGUAAAAAGUGUGGUGAUCGGAAGAAGAGGUGAUUGAUAUGAGGCGUGGAAGACAGCCCGCGAUCGUCGUAGCCAGAGGCUGGCCGAGGUCCUGAUAGCCGCAGCGACCAGGAUCCAGGAUCAUCCAAGGGAGAAAGGAUGCCAGGGGGGCGCAGGGGCCUGGUCGCCCCGCAAAACACAUUCUUGGAAAACAUCAUACGACGGAGCAGCAGUCAACCUGACAGCAGUUUUCUCCUGGCGAACGCUCAGAUCGUCGACUUCCCUAUUGUCUAUUGCAACGAAAGCUUUUGCAAAAUCUCUGGCUAUAAUCGUGCCGAGGUUAUGCAAAAGUCCUGCCGCUGCGGAUUCAUGUACGGGGAGUUGACGGACAAAGGGACGAUCGCCAGGAUCGAGGAAUGCCUCGAGAGCCAGAUUCACGAUCAAUUCGAAAUCCUGCUGUACAAGAAGAACAAAAAACCACUAUGGCUGCUUCUGCAAAUAGCGCCGAUAAAAAACGAACGGGACCUGGUGGUCCUGUUCCUCCUUACGUUCCGGGAUAUCACCGCCCUGAAGCAGCCGAUCGAGGCGGACGACAGCAAGGGUGGCCUCUCGAAAUUCGCGAAGCUCGCCAGAUCGGUGACCAGGUCCAGGUCUGUUCUCGUCUCGCAGUUCAGCUCCCACCUGCCAGCCCUCAAGGAUUCCGCGAUACCGACUACCGGGAAACAGUCGCAUUUAGCUCAUAUGAUGUCUUUAAGCAGCGACGUUAUGCCGCAAUACAGACAAGAGGCGCCGAAGACUCCGCCUCACAUUUUGUUACAUUACUGCGCGUUCAAGGCGAUCUGGGAUUGGAUCAUUUUGUGUUUGACCUUUUACACGGCCAUCAUGGUACCCUACAACGUCGCCUUCAAAAACAAGACCAGCGAGGACGUAUCCCUGUUGGUCGUCGACAGUAUCGUCGACGUCAUAUUCUUCAUCGACAUUGUCCUCAACUUUCACACAACGUUCGUUGGUCCUGGCGGUGAGGUGGUGUCCGACCCAAAGGUGAUCAGGAUGAACUACCUGAAAUCGUGGUUCAUCAUCGACCUGUUCAGCUGCCUUCCGUACGACGUGUUCAACGCGUUCGACCACGACGAGGACGGGAUUGGCAGCCUGUUCUCCGCCCUGAAGGUGGUGCGUCUGCUCCGACUGGGUCGCGUGGUUCGCAAACUAGACCGGUAUCUGGAGUAUGGAGCCGCGAUGCUCAUUCUCCUGCUCUGUUUCUACAUGUUGGUUGCUCACUGGCUGGCCUGUGUCUGGUACUCGAUAGGAAGGUCGGACGCCGACAACGGAGUUCAGUAUUCCUGGCUGUGGAAGCUGGCGAACGUCACCCAAUCACCGUACAGCUAUUUGUGGACCAAUACCAGCACGGCGCCGGAGCUCGUGGCUGGCCCGUCGAGGAGGACCAUGUAUGUCACCGCGUUGUACUUCACGAUGACCUGCAUGACCUCGGUGGGCUUCGGAAACGUCGCCGCGGAGACCGACAACGAAAAGAUCUUUACCAUUUGCAUGAUGAUCAUCGCUGCCCUAUUGUACGCUACGAUCUUCGGUCACGUCACCACGAUAAUCCAGCAAAUGACAUCCGCCACCGCCAAGUACCACGACAUGCUGAACAACGUGAGGGAGUUCAUGAAGCUGCACGAGGUGCCGAAAGCCCUCAGCGAGCGCGUCAUGGACUAUGUUGUGAGCACCUGGGCGAUGACCAAGGGCCUAGAUACGGACAAAGUGCUCAACUACUGCCCCAAAGACAUGAAAGCUGACAUCUGUGUUCACCUAAACAGAAAGGUCUUCAACGAACACCCAGCGUUCAGGUUGGCCUCCGACGGUUGCCUGCGCGCGUUAGCAAUGCAUUUUACAAUGUCGCACAGCGCUCCCGGCGAUUUACUUUAUCACACCGGCGAAUCGAUCGAUUCCCUGUGCUUCAUCGUAACUGGAAGCCUCGAAGUCAUACAGGACGACGAGGUGGUGGCGAUUCUUGGUAAGGGUGACGUGUUCGGGGACAGCUUCUGGACGAACCCGUCCGUGGGCCAGAGCGCUGCCAACGUUCGAGCCCUAACCUACUGUGACCUUCACACGAUCAAGAGGGAUCGUCUGCUGGAGGUCCUGGAUUUUUAUCAAACCUUUACGAACUCCUUCGCCAGGAACCUCGUCCUAACCUACAACCUGAGUCAUCGGCUAAUAUUCCGGAAGGUGGCCGACGUCCGACGGGAAAAGGAGCUGGCGGAGAGGAGGAAAAACGAGCCCCAGCUGGAUCAAGCGCAGGAUCACCUGGUGCGCAAAAUUUUGUCGAGGUUCCGUAGGGAGAAACACACUGCCGACGUGGAGAAGGGCGACGGGAAGGACGGCAAAGACAGCAAGGAGGGGGAAUCCUCGCAUUCCAGGAAACUCUCCACCACAGACGAGAACACUACCGUCAAAGCACGACCGGGAAAGUGGGGACGGUUGUUAGGUAGCGCUAGUUUGGACUCCGGGAGCGAGACGGGGACUGGCGCGGACACGUUCAAACGGUCGCUGAGCGCGAGGGACGCGCGGCCCAGCUCGAGCGCCGGCAGCAACAAAGUGUUCCCGAAGUUUGGCAAGCUGAGCGGGACCAUCGAGGAGUCGGGCGACACGGAGGUGGCGAAGGAGAGCCAGCAGCCACAGCCGGCGCCAGCCGCCGCGGAUACGAAGCAGCUGCAACUACGCCGGCUGGAGAGCUACGACGACGGUCUGAUCAUCACGCAGACGAGCCACGACCGCGAGAUCCUGGCCGCGGUGCUGGAGGUGAAGGUAGACUUGAAACUGGAGGUGCAACGAGUGAACCAGAGGCUGGCCAAGAUCGAGGACAUCCUGCAGACGCUGAUGAAUCGGUUGCCGACGAUCAGCCCGCCGCAGCCAAAGGUCACGUUCGCGACUGGCAGCAACGGUUCCAGUCAGCCCCAGAGCUCGUCCAGUUGCCAGCAAGCCACGCAGACGUUGAGCGGGAACGGUAUCGCCGAGCAGAAGGUGUCGAUAGCGACCACGUCCGUGUCCACCAUGGCCAGCGAAGGGUACAGGGAGCAGGGCACCACCACCGAGCGCAGUUCUAAGCCCCAGGAGCAGCAUCAUCAUCAUCACCAUCAUCACCAUCAGUCGCAACAGUCGGACAGGCUGAAGGACACCGACUACAAGAGCUCGUCGCGAGAUGUGAGCAAAGAGCUGCUCGAGAGGCUCACGCAGGCGUCCACGUCGCGCGGAGACGACUCGACCCCGUUGGGACCGCUGAUAUUGCGGAAACGGAGGAGCAAGUCGCGGAACAAGGGCGCAGCGCCGCUGGCUCCGCUCGCCACCCAGCCGAUCAGCCCGUCCGAGGCCACGGAGACCACGCAGAUGCUCGAGUGCACCGACGACAGGGAACCGAGCGCCGCGGACAGAUCCGACAGGAAGAGGCCUCCGCCCAGGCCCAGAGAGUACUUGUGAAAGUUCUUGUGGCUCCGGACGGUUGUCUCGAGGCUUCUAUUCUGAGGAACACGCACGGCGGAACAACGAACGAGUGCUCUUGGACGCCGCCAGAUGUCGACCGAUUCCUGGUCCGCGGUAAAAUGGUGGAACAACGAACAACGGUACCUCGUAAAUGGUUUUUUUUUUUUUAUUUAAUUUUUUCCCCCGGGGAAGAAUCGACGCUGCAGAGUACGGGGUCUGUCACCGGAGGAAUGGCAAGAGGGAUGUACAGAGGGAGGACGGCGUACGCUACCGCUCAAAAAUUUUUAAUGGCAAUUUUACAAAGCUUUGGCAUUCCGUUCGCGGACGAUCUUUCGAUUUUCGGCCGUGUUUUCGUACCCCUCUGUUCCGAUCGUGCCGCGCGACGUUGACGGGGUCGGAGGCCCGAUGUGAACGCCACCGUUCGGUCGUCUGCCGCAACGACCUAUCCGCGAUGUUCGAAUCGCACACGCGUAGCGCGAACGGUACGCGAGAAAGUUAGGCGAUCGUUCAGACACUUGGGGCGAACCUUCGGUAGCACGGCGAUGGGGCGGUGUUCUUCGAGUGUUCGAGACAGCCAGCACGGCGAACUCUUUCAUCGAAGUGACGAGAUCAGGAAGAGAAAAAGGGAGAGAGAAAAAAAAGAAAAAAAAACCGGGAGGUUGUACCGACUUAAACCAUAAAUCUCUGUAAUUUCACCGCCGUACAGUUUUAAGGAUGCUGCAUUUCCGCUAAAACGCUUCGCGAAUGAUCUUCUACGAGCUUCAUCGAAGGACGUCGGUACACGCGAGGAACGAACCCGAGACGAAUAAAAGUACUAGUAUAAUUGCAAGAAAGAAAAUAAUUAUCCGAAUGUAAAAACAACAAAAAAACGAAAACAAAGCGAGAUGGGAGCGACGUUCGUGCCGGCGUGACGCUCCCGCUACCUACAAGUUGGCGUAUUUUUGCAUGGCCAAACAAAAUACAAAAAAAAAAAAAAAUAAGCGAUAAAACAAAAGAAAUUAUUAUCAAGUUUAACUGCUUGCGACGGCUUCUUCGAGACAUCGAACGUAAAAAAAAAACGAGAGAAAGAGAGAGUGAGAGUGUGCGUGAGAGAGAAAAAGAGAGAGAGAGAAAGAUAAACUAUUUCAGAAUACUCACGUUCUGCAUAAAGUACACACUCACACACUGUAAUUGUAGGUUUACACGCAUCUUAGGGGAUUUCAGAGCUAGACUCGUGGAGGCGCGCGAUAGAUGUUAAGUAAUGCAUCAAAUUAAACGGGGAAGAUAAAAAAACAAGUAAAACAAUAGAAACGAGGUCGGAACGAAAGUGAGAAGUGCAAAAGGGGCGGGGGGGGGAGUAACUGUCACAAACGAGACGUUUCGCUUCGUCGAGAUUUUGUACAGAUAUCUUUUUUCAACGCCCUGCGAGUUGCUCUGAACGAUCAGGGGCUGCGUUCGUAAAGAAACUUAAAGUAUAUAGUAGAAUUUUUAACUUGAAAUGUAAUCUUCUGAUUUCUGGUUCUCUAAAUAUGCCUCAUGGGCAUUUAUUAGUUACAGGGACACGAACAGAGGUUUUUAAAAAUAAAAAGACUCAAAUUAACUGUUCUAACAUUUCAAUAUCUUUCGUUCGCGUUUAAGAAUUCAAAUCGCGCGCCAAUGGAUGAUCCCCUGAUCGUUUUUGGCGGUUUCAACGGGUCGAACGAUGAAGCAAAGAUGGCGCUGAACAGUUCGGGAACCGAGGUGAGAACGACAACACGUCGAAGGCUCUCCUUUUGUUUUUUUGGAAACAGAGUUCGAGGACCGAGCAAAAGCUUCGCGGUCCUAAGGAGAAUGGAACCAAGACUCGUCGCUGAGUUGUUUGCCGUCGUUUUGCUGCCGUUAAUCGGCAACGACCAGUCCGCCAUCUGUUUUCGUGAUUUUCGAAGAGAGAUUCGCUGACAAAGCGAACGACGAUCGAUAGCCUUUCGACUGUUACGUCUCACUAAGCCGUGCGCGAUCGACAUCGGUUGUGACAGUGUAAAAAUUAGCGAUCUUGAUUUCACGUGUAUCUAAUAUAUACGUGUACACGUGUAAUUAACAUAUUCGUAUCUUAAUCCGUGUA
This is a messenger RNA of Colletes gigas, 7038 nucleotides long. RefSeq names its product potassium voltage-gated channel protein eag (gene eag). Lineage: Eukaryota; Metazoa; Arthropoda; Insecta; Hymenoptera; Colletidae. The transcript has 13 exons. Bases 1641 to 4955 code for a protein of 1104 amino acids. Gene Ontology annotation, molecular function: voltage-gated potassium channel activity. The record is from RefSeq and is a predicted model, not a curated record. Gene Ontology annotation, biological process: regulation of membrane potential; potassium ion transmembrane transport. Gene Ontology annotation, cellular component: membrane.